Molecule: messenger RNA, 3620 nt
Organism: Anneissia japonica
Lineage: Eukaryota; Metazoa; Echinodermata; Crinoidea; Comatulida; Comatulidae
Exons: 2
Coding region: 1275-2150 (291 amino acids)
Source: RefSeq, a predicted model, not a curated record
GAGUUAUCUAUAGUAUAAAUCUCUUAACUAAUGAGGGCGCACUUGCUAUGAAGAAGCGAAGUCAUGGCGGUACUCGUUGAUUAGUUCGAAUUACAGAAGUGAAGAAACCUGAUUUGAUUUAUGUAAACACGUUGCCCUAUAAGGCGGGGAUAAGUUAUUAGAAGCCACAAAUCUUCGUAAAUCGCUUUGUCAAUCGCUUUGUCAAUAGUUCUGAUAUUGAUAGUCGACAUUAAAGACAAUUCAUUGACUGAUUACGUUGGUGGCAGUGUUGUUUCAUUUCCCGUCCUUAUACGCACCCUUAAACGUUGAGCCAUGUGAAGCAAAUGAACCUCCUUCCAUAGCCGCAACAAUGCCAGAAGCAUGUGAGAAUCGUAAUGUAGAUUGACUGGCUGCUGAUUAUGUAGUUGAUGGAGAGCCUAGGCAGUUUUCCCCAAAGAAGAUUAAAGAAAUUAAAAGUAGAAAUGCUUUGGUCAAGAAAAAAAGGAAUCUGGGGGAAGCAUAUACCACAGAAAAAACAAACAAACUGAUGCCUGCAAAAAGAGAUGCAAUGGAAAACAGUAUGUGCACUUACUGUGAAUUUAAAGAGCUUGACUGUAAGAAAUUAACAGAAGCAGAACGUUUCCAAAUAAGAAGAGCAUUCUAUGAUAUGGGGAACUUACAGAAACAGAGAGAAUGGCUAACCCGGCAUGUAUUUUGUGUACAUCCUGAAUCUCAAAAUAAUCGUAGAUGCAGUUACUUCUUGCCUAAUAUUGAAUCAGGUGAGAAAUGGCAAGUGUGCAGAUCUAUGCUUAUUUCUACAAUUGGUAUAUCAGUCCAACAAAUUCGUACAGUAAUGUCGAAACUUGAUGCCUGUGGUGUUAUUGAAUAUGAGAAAAGGGGUGGGCGUCAGCUAGUUGAGAGUGACAGAUUGCUUAGAGAAGAAGUGGUAAAGCAUAUUGAGAAAUUUCCUAGAAUGGAAUCACAUUAUUGCAGAUCAAGUACUAAAUGUCAAUACUUAUCCUCAGAUCUCAAUUUCAGUAUAAUGUACAAAAUGUACAAGGAGGAACAUCCAAUGGGAGUAUCAUAUUCAUUUUACAUGAAAGUAUUCAAAUCACUUAAUCUUAAAUUCCACCAUCCAAAAAAAGACACCUGUGGGUUAUGUGAAGUAUUCUUUAACUCUAAUGGUGAACAGAAGGCUCGUUUGCAAGAGGAGUUUAACUGCCACAUAAACGAAAAAAAUGAAGUCCGUAACCUGAAAACACAGGCAAAGGAAAGAGCUUCUAGUGAUAAGAAGUAUGGUGCCGCUGUGUUUGACCUGCAGCAAGUCAUUUAUGUUCUUAAAUCAGCUCGGUCAGAGCUGUUCUAUAAACGCCAUCUAUCUUGUUACAACUUUACGGUGUAUGACUUUAGCAACUAAAGAUGGAAACUGUUACUUUGCCCAUGAAGGGCAAACACGUAGGGGUUCCUGUGAAAUUGCAUCGUAUCUGUACACAUACCUUCAAGAAAUGGACACUAAAGGUGUCGAAAAAAUGGAUUUUUUCUCAGACGGAUGCAUUGGCCAGAACAAAAAUUCUGUUAUCCCAGCGAUGAUGAUGUAUUUCAUUGAAUCCUCAAAAUCUAUCCAAGAGAUUACCCUCAAUUUCUUCGAAACUAACCAUGUUCAGUCUGAAGGAGACUCAAUUCAUAGUACCAUAGAAAGAGCAAUCAACCAAGUGUCGGAAAUUGCUUUACCAUUUCAGGUUGUGAGUAUCAUCAGCAUGGCUAGAAAACGUCCAAAGCCAUAUACUGUUAUUCCUACAAAAUCAGCCGAUAUCAAAGAUUGGAAGACAUUAAGCCAAAAGAAAGGAAUACUUAGAGUGCGUUAUGCUGAGUCCGGCAAAAACAUUGACUGGACUAAGUUUAUGCAAGUUCAGGUAAAAAAGAAUGAACCAGAAACAGUAAGAUUUAAGUACUCGCACCUAGACAAGGAAUACGAAGUAAUCAACCUUUCUAAUAGCAUGCGUCGACAGUCAGAAAGUUCUGAUGUUGAAAGUCCCCAAAAUCUGUACAAGGCAGGUUACCCAAGAUUGUCAGAAGCGAAGUAUCAGGACUUACAAAGUCUCUGUUCCGGACCCACUCCAGUCCUUUCACAUCCAGAAUACCAAACCUUUUAUAGGCAGCUUAAUCAUUGACAUUAUUAAUAACAAAUAAGAAUAUCAUAAAACCUCGAAUUGAAGAACAAACUAAUAACACAUUGAGACUGAAGUAAAAUGUCAAAUGAGGUUUUUAUUUAGAAAAACUAGAAAAAGCAACCAAUCUAUCUGUAAUGUGUAGUAGCUGUGAAUAUAUAAUACUGUACCUCCAUUAUAAAGUAGAGUAAUAUACUGCUGUAUAAUAAUAAUUUUCUAUGUUUGAACCAUGUGUUUUUACACACUAUUCAAGUAUAUAUAAGAACAAUUUCAGCCUGAAAUUGGCCAAAAUAUAACAUUGAGCCUAGGCAAAAUUUUACUGGUUCUUAUAUAAAAAAAAGUGUAGUGCACUGUAUCUUUUUUAGGUUUGUGUACAAUAAACCAAUUCAAAUAUAUAUAUAUAUAUCAUGCACCAAGAUUAAUUCUAGGCUAGUGUUUUUACAUCUAGCAUUAUGACGCAAGCCUGUGGAAAGAAAGGACAGACACCCACCCACCCAAUAUUCGUUUAACAAAUGGUAAUUGAAACAAGAUAUAUUAGAACCUGUAGAACUUCAAUAUUAUGUAUAAACACUACUACUGUUUGAUUAUAGAACUAACAUUAAAACACGGCGAUUUACUAAAGCAAUUAGAAUAGUGCUAAACACUAGGGGAAAUUCAUUAUACUUAGGUUGGAUUACUCCAUUAAAAAAAUCCUUAAGGGCUUGCAGGCCCUCAGAAUUUUUUCUUGCAUUAAUCUAACCUUCGUAUAAAUUUCCACUAGUGUAUUAUAUACAACUAUUAUAAUUGCGUAUUAAUGAUAAUGAUAAUAAUAAUAAAGCAAAGUUUUGAUGAUUCAUUCAAGUUUGGUGUUCCAAUGAUGUAACCAAAUCAUUUUAGCUGUUGUGUUUCUGUAGUCUAAGAGUCGCUUACUGUGUUUGUCUGAUUCUAAAAAUGAUGUUUUUUAAAAAUAGUUUGUCUUUAUAGUACAAGAUUCUUGCUGUGAAUUUUCUUAUAAAAUACACUAAUGUGUUAAUGAAAAUGAACUGUUUAUAAUUAAGACAAUGUUUUUAACCAAUGUAGUAUUGUUCAAGAAAAUAUUGUAUUUGCUGACCAAAAUUUAAGUUGUUCUCAAAUCAAUUAGAAUACAGUAGAACUCUUAUUAAGGAAACACAUUUUGGACCUAAAAAGUGUCCCAAUAACUGGGGGUUUUUGCCAUGUUUCCCCAUGGUUAAAGGUCAAAAUAGACAAGAUUGGUUUAUACAAAUUAACACAAGCAGUAGACCUAUACUGAUAUUCAAACUAAGGUUCAGGGGAGAACAUUCUGGUUUAUUGCUCAAAAGGUGUCUACGAUAUUUAGAUUCAGAUAGUCGUUAUAACACUGUCAUGAGACUUGAUUUAUAAAGUUUAAUGACUUUCUUUUUUUGAGAAAGAAAAAAUAAGUGUCCCCUUAAUAGGAUUUAUUUGACCAUUUGGCACACUCAGGAAGUGUCCCUG